UUCAGUGUUCUAUUGUGGCUGCAGUGAACCUGGUGGUGUGUGUGUGUUUAUCCCUGAGUGCUGGCUGCUUUUAGAGAUGAUGAAGGGAUGCCUGCUUGCUCUGCUCCUCGCUGGGUUUUCGGAGUCGGUGUGGUCCAGGGGCUGCUCUUCGUUCUUCUGCAGAAAAUCUCUCCAUGUGAGUGGAGGAUCUGAUGGACCGGACCCUGGAGCACCACUUUUCCUCAGUCCGUACCUGGAACAAGGCAAGAUAGAGGAAGCUAGAAAGCUGAGCUUGGUGGGCCCUCUGCCUGGUGCUAAUGUAAAGAGUUACUCUGGCUAUCUCACGGUCAACAAAAGCUACAACAGUAACCUCUUCUUCUGGUUCUUUCCUGCACAGAUAAAACCAGAGAGUGCUCCAGUGCUGCUGUGGCUGCAGGGAGGCCCUGGAGGCACGUCCAUGUUUGGCCUUUUUGUGGAACAUGGGCCUUACUUUGUCUACAAGAAUCUCACAUUGGGCUACAGGGACUUCCCCUGGACUUCCAGAUACUCAGUUCUGUAUAUUGACAAUCCGGUGGGUACUGGAUGGAGUUUCACUGAUAAUGAUGCCGGCUUUGCCAAAAACCAGGAUGAUGUUGGCAGAGAUCUCUAUAAUGCACUGGUUCAGUUUUUCCAGCUUUUUAGUGAGUUUCAGCCCAAUGAGUUCUAUGCCACAGGAGAGUCCUAUGCAGGAAAGUAUGUUCCAGCGAUUGGUUACUACAUCCACAAGAAUAAUCCCUCUGCCAAAGUGAAGAUCAACUUCAAGGGCGUGGCUAUUGGAGAUGGUCUGUGUGAUCCUGAGAUAAUGUUGGGAGGUUAUGCAGAUUUCCUAUACCAGACCAGCAUGGUGGACGAGCUGCAGAGGCAGUAUGUGAAGCAGCAGACAGAUGCUGGCGUCAAACUCAUCCAGGAGGAGAAAUGGAUCGAAGCCUUUGAGGUGUUUGAUAGCUUACUGAACGGAGACAUUUUUCCUUAUCCAUCAUUCUUCCAGAAUGCUACUGGAUGCACAAACUACUUUAACUACAUGCAGUGUCAGGAGCCUGAAGAUCAGGAGUACUUUAGCAAGUUUGUGACGCUGUCCAAUGUGAGAAGCUCCAUCCAUGUAGGAAACCUGACUUUUCACAGUGGCUCUGAGGUGGAGAAACAUCUUCUCCAGGAUGUCAUGAAGUCCAUCAAACCCUGGCUAGGUGUCCUCAUGGAUAACUACAGGGUGCUGAUGUACAGUGGGCAGCUGGACGUGAUCGUGGCAGCUCCACUGACUGAACGCUUCCUACCCACAGUGAACUGGACUGGGGCAGAUGCGUAUAAACAAGCUGAGCGCUUCUACUGGAAGGUGCAGCCCAGUGACACGGAAAUAGCCGGAUACAUCCGGCAAGUGAAACAGUUCUACCAGGUCAUCGUUAGAGGUGGGGGACAUAUUUUGCCGUAUGACCAACCAGCAAGAUCCUUUGACAUGAUAGACAGAUUCCUGUCCACAAAAGGAUUUGCCUGAUGCUAUCCAUAUGACAUUAGGAUGUUUUUAAUCACCUGGUCUGGAUUUAUUCUUUCGGCCAUGACUAUUCAUACAUCACCACUAAAUAAAUCAGAAUACAGUGUGUGUAUACUUGACCGUUUAAUGACUCUGUAAAUUAUUAUUCCAGGGAAUGUACAGAUUGUUUUUAUGAGUCAGUUUCUGAUUAAAGUGAGAUUUUAAACAAA
Messenger RNA from Neoarius graeffei (lesser salmon catfish), 1713 nucleotides. RefSeq names its product carboxypeptidase vitellogenic like (gene cpvl). NCBI's taxonomy places the organism in Eukaryota, Metazoa, Chordata, Actinopteri, Siluriformes, Ariidae. The transcript has 13 exons. Gene Ontology annotation, biological process: proteolysis. Gene Ontology annotation, molecular function: serine-type carboxypeptidase activity. Bases 77 to 1507 code for a protein of 476 amino acids. The record is from RefSeq and is a predicted model, not a curated record.